Aphanomyces invadans is the source of this 2253-nucleotide messenger RNA. Its product is annotated as AGC protein kinase, variant. Gene Ontology annotation, biological process: protein phosphorylation. Gene Ontology annotation, molecular function: ATP binding; protein serine/threonine kinase activity. The coding region runs from base 14 to 2092 and encodes 692 amino acids. The transcript has 14 exons. NCBI's taxonomy places the organism in Eukaryota, Oomycota, Saprolegniomycetes, Saprolegniales, Verrucalvaceae. The record is from RefSeq and is a predicted model, not a curated record.
UUCGAACAGGAACAUGUUGCGUGAGAGGGAGAUGGAACUGGCGCUGCAACAGAUCGUGUAUGAGGAGCAGUCCAAGAUGAAGGCUAUGGGCUUUUCCGAGGCGUACAUCGGGUCGAACGAUGCCAAAUGCAGUAUCUUCUUGUCCGGGCAAUGGGAGCGCGUCACACGCCUCCUUCUCAUCAUUGUGAGUGGAAACGGCAUCCAGCCGGGUAUUUGGAGUCGAUCCCUUGUCAUGGAGCCCCAAGACACGACCCGCCAGUACUACCGCUCUGGCUCCAUGUUGCCGUACUUGCAUAAGGCCUUGUCGCUGGGGUACGGCGUGAUUGUGACAAACCCGAGUACAAACAUGGUGGUCACCAACCGCGGCGACAAGGUCCCAAUUCCAUACUCGAGCACGCCAGAGGAGCACGUGCGGUAUGUAUGGGAAGCGUUUGCCAUGCAGGCGCGUUGCCAUCAAGUGUACAUCGCCGCAUACGGACGCGGCGGCGUCCUGGCCAAGCACUUGCUGCUGACGCAGCCCGUACUGCGACAAAAGUUGGCGGCCAUUGCCUUCAUCGAGUCAAGCCACCGCGUCAGCGCCGACGACCCCGAGGACGUGCGCACCAUCAUCAGCACCCGCGCGAUCAACUGGCAGCGGUCAGCUGAAGUCGCAGGACGCCAACUGCCCGACUGCGCCCAGCUCGGGUGCUUGAGCUUGUCAGCUGGCGAACCGCAAGCCACCCGCUUGUCUGGUGAACAGCGCAGCACGAACACAGCAUGGACGAUUGCUGCGAGCAUGGAGACUGUGUUUGCUUUUUUUGACAGCGCGCGCGGGUACGACUUGGCCGAAGAGCAGCAGUUCAUGGAGCAGGUGUACGGCCAACAGCCGACGUACACGCAGCCGCCGCCGCUGCACCCGCAGCCACCUGCGCAAGGCCAGCACGAAGACGGCGACAUGGUCAUUGAGCACGUGGUGGACACCAAGUCCCGCGUCACCAGUAGCAGCAUGGUCAUCUCGACGUCGAUGAGCGUCGCCGACUUUGACUUGCUCAGCGUCGUGGGCAAAGGCGCGUACGGCAAAGUGUUUUUGGCACGGAAGAAAGCGGGCCGGAACGCCGGCCGCAUCUACGCCAUGAAAGUUCUCCGCAAAGAAGACGUGUUUCGAAAGAAACAAGUCGAGCACACCAUGUCGGAGCAGCGCAUCCUCAAACACGUCGAGCACCCGUUUGUCGUCCACCUUCGGUAUGCUUUCCAGUCGGACUACAAGCUUUACCUCGUCAUGGAUUACUACCACGGCGGGUCCCUGUUUGUGCAUCUCAAGCAGCUCAAGCAUUUCCCCGAGGCCCGCGCACGGUUUUACGCGGCCGAGCUCGCUCUCGCCAUGUCGCACUUGCACAGCUUGCACAUUAUGUACCGCGACUUGAAGCUCGAGAACAUUUUGAUGGAUGCCGACGGCCACGUGGCCAUCACAGACUUUGGACUGAGCAAAGAAGACGACGAAGGGUCGACGUUUGUCGGGACCCCAGAGUACCUCGCGCCAGAGUUACUGAGCUCGCAGCGGACGGCCACAAGCUAUGGCAAGUCCGUCGACUGGUGGAGCUUUGGGGUCCUCGUGUACGAAAUGAUUCGUGGCCAGACGCCGUUCUACGACAAGAACCGCCGCGCCAUGUUUCAAAACAUCCUGACCAAGGAGCCACCAUUCCCGCCGACGUUGUUUUCGCCGACAGCCAUUGAAUUUUUGCAAGCGCUGCUGGUCAAGAACCCUGCCCAGCGCCUGGGGUGUGGCCCAAAUGGCCCGCUCGACAUCAUGCACCAUCCGUGGUUUACCGGCAUCGACUGGCAGGCCCUCUUGGAACGGCGAGUCGACACGCCAUUCCGGCCAAACAUCAAACACGGCCAGGACAUUUUCAACUACGUGCCCGCGUCAUUCCUUCAGCAAGACGUGGCCGAUUCGCCCGUCGUAACGUCGUCCGUCCUGAGCGGGUCCAUGCCCGGCCGGCAAACGAUGCACUUUGACAACUUUAGCUACAUGGGCAGCGACAUCAUGGGGUCCCGCCGCACGUCGUUGUUUCGAGAAAGCGACUUUCGCAUGGACGAGGACGACCUGCAAUGACAAAGCACGGGGACGUCGACCUCUUCCCACAUCAAGUUGCUGGCCUCGACGGAUAUAUAUAAACGGCAGAGCCCUUGGGCGCACUAAAUCUAUGGUUGAAUCGCUCGGCAGGGUCUCUUGCAUCCACGCGCUGGUGAGGCAGUGGGUUUCACGCCGAGGUU